GUUAUCCUUUCUUCUUGCUCAAAAGCAAGAUUGCUACAGUAUUUUAAAUUUCUUCUAGUCUAAGUUUCCUAUUUAAAAUUGUAUAACUCAUUGAAAUUAACGAAUAUUAGAACGCCAAUUCAAAUAUGGGAGAUAAAAUGAGUGAUGUUGAUCCUAAUUCCUAUUCUAAUCCCGAGCAAUGUAUCGUAACUGAUAUAAAUUUAAACUUAGAAGUUGAUUUCAGUAAACAUAUAUUAAAGGGCUAUGUAGACUUAUAUGUUGAAAGGAAAGAUAACAAAUCUGAUCUCGUAUUGGAUACUAAGGAUCUUGUCAUACAUUGUGUAAGGAACAAGAAUACUAUGAAUAAAAUGAGCUAUGAGCUUGGGGAACCACAUGAAAAAUUUGGAACAAGACUGGAAGUAAAAUUACUGAAGAGGCCUAGUAAAAAAUGUGCUGUAAGAAUUGAAUAUGAAACUUCACCUAAAGCAAGUGCAUUGCAGUGGUUAGAACCUAAUCAAACUGCCGGGAAGAAACAUCCAUAUAUGUUCAGUCAGUGCCAAGCUAUUCAUGCACGUUCUGUUCUUCCCUGUCAAGAUACGCCAUUUGUUAAAACAACCUAUUCAGCUGAUAUUAGUGCACCCUAUGAAUUAAUAGUUCUAAUGAGUGCUGUGCGUGAUGGGGAGGAAAUUGAUGAUGAUCCGCUUAUGAAAAAAUAUAAGUUUGUUCAAAAGGUUCCUAUUCCAUCAUACCUAAUAGCUAUUGUAGUUGGAGCUCUAGAAAGCAGAGAAAUUGGACCACGCUCACAUGUAUGGGCAGAAAAGGAAUAUAUUGAGCAGGCUGCUGAAGAGUUCUCAGAGACUGAGAAACUUAUCUCAACUGCUGAGGAGCUUUUAGGUGAAUAUGUUUGGGAGGUGUAUGACUUAUUAGUACUUCCACCAUCUUUUCCAUUUGGUGGAAUGGAAAAUCCUUGCUUAACAUUUGUUACCCCAACAUUGUUGGCUGGUGAUAAAUCAUUAGUUGAUGUUAUUGCUCAUGAAAUUUCACACAGCUGGACUGGCAAUCUUGUAACAAAUAAGAAUUUUGAACACUUCUGGUUAAAUGAAGGCUUUACUGUUUUUGUUGAGAGAAAAAUUUUAGGGCGAUUGCAUGGUGAAGAUUUUCGAAAAUUCCACGCUCUUGGUGGAUGGAAAGAACUCAAAUAUACAAUUGACACGCUAGGUGAAGAUGAUCCUUUGACAAACUUAGUUCCUGAUUUAAAGGGAGUAGGUCCUGAUGAUGCUUUCAGUUCAGUGCCAUAUGAAAAAGGACACACACUUUUGUAUCACCUUGAAGAACUGCUUGGUGGAGCAGAAGUGUUUGAAAAAUUUUUAAGAGAUUAUAUUGAAGAGUACAAAUACCAGUCUGUAGAUACUGAUAUCUGGAAAAGUUAUUUGUAUAAAUAUUUCCCUGAAAAGGAAGAUGUUCUAAACAGUGUUGAUUGGAAUUCUUGGUUAUACACACCAGGGAUGCCACCUGUUAAACCUGAUUAUGACUGUGAUUUGGCAAAGAAGUGUGUGGAACUGAGCAGCAGUUGGAUCAAAGCUGAUGAUAAUGACUUAGCACAAUUUACUUUUAAAGACAUUGAAAACUUUUCGUCACACCAGAUUUGUGAAUUCCUUUCGCUCUUAUUGCAACAGGAACCGUUGUCGGUGAAAAAAUUAGAAAAAUUAGAUGAAGUAUAUAAAAUUGGGACUAUGAAAAAUUCUGAAAUUCAUUUUAGGUGGAUCAGGUCAGGCUUAAGAGCUCAUUGGAAAGAUAUUGUACCCCAUGCCGUAAAAUUUGCCACGGAGCAAGGACGUAUGAAAUUUGUGCGACCAAUAUACAGGGAUCUGUACAACUGGGAUGAAGUUCGUGAAACAGCACUUUCAACGUAUCGGAAACAUUCUCCAUCAAUGAUGUAUGUUACAGCUUACACAGUUGGGAAGGAUUUGCAUCUAUCUGUGGACCAGAAAUGAAAACUAAUAAAAUUAGUUUUACUUAAUGUUGUAUUAAUUUCCUUACUUGGAACAAAACUGAAAAUUGCUUUUACUAAGUUGUUAUUUCAGCAGUGAACAAAUAUUAGAUAUCCUUAUCUUUGGACAACCAAUGCUCAUAAUUGUAAUGAAUAAUUUUAAUAAACAUUCUUAUUUUAAUUUUCAUAGUUUUAAUAAUUGUACUAAAUGCAGUUACUUUUGACGAAAAGUGAAUCUUAGUGACAUCUAAAUAACACUACCUGACAAAAUGAAUCGAUUUUCAACUGCUAGAAAAAUAUGAUUCUGCAAACUAAUUUUUAUUCCCAUUACCCUUGUAUACUCUGUGAAAGUACAGUGUGCUGCUCUUUAUUAUCUGUAACCUGUGUUUGUACAUAAAUUUUUCAUUUCAUGAA
Molecule: messenger RNA, 2383 nt
Organism: Stegodyphus dumicola
Lineage: Eukaryota; Metazoa; Arthropoda; Arachnida; Araneae; Eresidae
Product: leukotriene A-4 hydrolase
Biological process (GO): peptide catabolic process; proteolysis
Cellular component (GO): cytosol
Molecular function (GO): epoxide hydrolase activity; zinc ion binding; aminopeptidase activity
Source: RefSeq, a predicted model, not a curated record